AUGGUUGUCGCAGUUCUUAUGCUAGUAUUGUUGGUAUUGAUGGUUCCAACGAGUUCUCAAGGUCCGCCACCAGGAGCCCAGAUCAGCCCUCCAAGGCCUCCACAUAUUGCGAUUGACCCUCCGCGUCCUUCUAUCAAUCCUUCACGUCCACCACCAGGAGCCCAAAUCAGCCCCCCAAGGCCUCCACAUAUUGCGAUUGACCCUCCGCGUCCUCCUAUCAAUCCUUCACGUCCACCACCAGGAGCCCAAAUCAGCCCCCCAAGGCCUCCACAUAUUGCGAUUGAGCCUCCGCGUCCUCCCAUCAAUCCAUCACGUCCACCACCAGGGGCUCAGAUCAGUCCGCCGAGACCUCCUCCUAGACCAUCAAUUUCAGGACGUCCACCACCACCCCUUUUUGGUUAA
Molecule: messenger RNA, 402 nt
Organism: Gongylonema pulchrum
Lineage: Eukaryota; Metazoa; Nematoda; Chromadorea; Rhabditida; Gongylonematidae
Source: the annotation of a GenBank genome assembly